AUGUUCGUUGAAACCGCGCUGAAGCAAAUGACCCUGCAGAGGGUGGCUGUGGAUAUACUCGGCGUAGUUGGUGUGCUGACCAUCGCCUACGUCCUCUACAACCGCCUCGUCCACCCACUCCGUCGUAUCCCAGGUCCCUUCUGGGCCUCCGUGACACCAUGGGCGCAACUCUACCACGGCCUCAAAGGUGAUCGCCAUCUGUGGCUGCACCGACUCCACCAGCAGUAUGGCACGCACGUCCGCGUCGCCCCGAACUUUGUCUCCGUCAACACCGACCGUGGUCUACACGAUAUUUACGGCCAUGGCAAGAAACUCCAAAAAGCCGAUUUCUACAACGCGUUCACCGCCAUCAAGGGCGUGUAUAACACGCACAAUGCGAUUGAUAAGACUAUUCACGGGCGCAAGAGACGUGUUCUCAGCCAGGCCUUCUCGGAGAGUGCGCUCAAGGGCAUGGAGGAUGUGAUGCUGCUGCAUGUGCGACAGCUCUGCGCCGCGCUGGCGGGCGCGGAUGGCAAUGAGGGUGGUGAGAGCAAGGGUGUGGUCCGGAACAUGGCCAAUUGGUUCAGUUAUCUCUCCUACGAUGUGAUGGGCGAGCUCUGCUUUGGAAAGAGCUUCGACAUGCUCGUCACCGAGGGUCGCAGACAUAUGAUUGGGUUGGUCGAUCGUGCUGCGAAUCGACACUAUGUUUGUGGACUUUGGAUGCCUUUGGACCGCUGGCACCUCGACCAGAUCUUCAUUCGCAAGCUUACACAGGACCGCUGGAACUUCAUCAUGAACUCCCGCGUGGAAGCGAACAAGCGGGCCCAGGAGCGUGCCCAGGCUGGUCGUGAGGCCAAGAAGGAUUUCUUCUACUACCUGUUGAACGCAAAGGACCCCGAGACUGGCAAGGGUCUCACCACGCCCGAGCUGUGGGGAGAAGCCAACGUCCUCAUGAUCGCUGGUAGUGACACAACCUCGACCACUCUAGCCGCCACGCUGUUCUACCUGGUCCGCUCUCCGGAAACCCUGGCCAAACUCACCAAGGAAGUCCGCAGCGCCUUCUCUGCCGUCGAGGACAUUGUCAGCGGUAGCCACCUUAAUGAACUGGUCUUCCUCAAGGCUUGCAUCGACGAGGCUCUCCGUCUUGCUCCCGCCGUGCCAGGCGCACCGCCCCGCGAAGUCAUGCAAGGCGGCGCCGUCGUGGAUGGAGUCUUCCUCCCCGCAGGCACCGACUGCGGCACACCGACCUACUCCAUCCACCGACAGGCGCAGUACUACCGCGAACCAGAGACCUAUAUCCCUGAGCGCUGGAUCGAAGGCGCAACCUGCAAAGCCUCCGGCGCCUCUUGGACGAGCACGAAGGAGGAUGUCGAGACCGCGCGUCGGGCAUUCUGCCCAUUUAGCAUUGGCCCACGUGGAUGCAUUGGCAAGAGCAUGGCUUUCAUGGAGAUGCGUCUCACGCUAGCCCGACUGAUCUUCCUCUUUGAUAUGUCGCUGGCUGAUCGCCAGGGCGAGGAUGCGAAUGGUCACUUGGCGUUGGUAGACCACUUUACCAGCGCAAAGAAUGGGCCUAACGUGGAGUUUCAAAAAGUGUUGCCAGUGAAAUAA
Penicillium daleae is the source of this 1587-nucleotide messenger RNA. RefSeq names its product cytochrome P450. The transcript is spliced from 3 exons. Gene Ontology annotation, molecular function: heme binding; monooxygenase activity; iron ion binding. The record is from RefSeq and is a predicted model, not a curated record. NCBI's taxonomy places the organism in Eukaryota, Fungi, Ascomycota, Eurotiomycetes, Eurotiales, Aspergillaceae. The coding region runs from base 1 to 1587 and encodes 528 amino acids.